AUGAUAAUUUUAUUGAUAGCUGUGUCUGUUGUACUGACCUGCUCUCUAGUGGUGGCCAUCUUGGGAUGUAUUCAAUGCUUUGUUGGUAAAAAGGCAAGGGGUUUUUCGAAUUUCCAAAAUCCAGAUGAAGAAGCUCCAUCAACGUCAAGGGAAAAUGCUGGAUUUUCAUUAGAGCCUUCUGAUAUAGCUUCAGCUGAAUCACAAGAUAGUGAAUUGGCUUCAGUGUUAAUAGAACCACUGCCUGAUAUCUUGUCUAAAACUGUCUCUACAUCAGCUCUAAGACCUAGAAUACGGUGUAAUGAUAAACUAAAACGAGAUUCCUCUGUGAGACUGAUCACUGUUCAUCAUCCCUUUCCUAGAGUUCAGUUAACAUAUCUGAAAGAAAUAGGUUCAACUUGGUUUGGCCAGGUAAUUGAAUCAGAUGCCGAGAGAAUUAUAACAGGUGUAUCAAGAAAUAGAGUUAUUGUGAAGGUUCUCAGUGAUAACGCUACUAACGUUGAACAGAAGCAAUUCCUGGAGGAUGUGGCAUCGUUUCGAGAAUUAGAUCAUACUAAUAUUAUCAGAUUGUUAGGCCAGUGUACAGAAACUACACCAUUGUUGAUGAUUCUGGAGUUUGCUCCCUUGGGUGAUCUUAAAGCUUAUUUAAGAAAUCAUAAAGUUGGUACACCAUUAUUUAAUGAGAAGAAUUUACAGUUGAAGUUUGCUUUAGAUGUUGCUAGUGGUUUGGCUUGUUUACAUAAACAUAAUUAUAUACACAAUGAUUUAGCUACUAGAACAUGUUUAGUAACUGGAGAUCAAACUGUUAAAAUAGGUGAUUAUGGUAUCUGUGAAGAGAGAUAUAAGACUGAUUAUUUUAACAAUGGUCAAGAAUUGUUACCAUUAAGAUGGAUGGCACCAGAGACUUUGGAAUUACAAGAUAUCACCUGGCAAAUCACAGAAAUUACACAAGCUAGUAAUAUCUGGUCAUAUGGUGUAUUAUUAUGGGAACUAAUGACCUAUGCUACUGUUCCCUAUACAGCUCUACCUGAUGAACAGGUUUUAGAUGGUGUUAUUAAACAGAAACUUAUUAAGUUACAACCACCAUCUGAUACCAACAUACCACAUAAAGACAGAAUAUUUGAGGUGAUGCAGUUUUGUUGGUUGAAACCUGAACAAAGACCCACAGUAGAGGAAGUACAUGGGUUAUUACAGAGACUGUACAAACAGAGUGUCUCUGUAUCAGAGAACUCUGUAACUGAUGAUGAAUUUGAAAAAAAGUGGGAUAGUUUAAUCCCUAAAGAAGUCCAAAUACCAAAACAACAUAAUAUUCCUGUCACCUCCAUUGACUCGCAUAAAUUUGAAUCCGAUUUUACCUCAUCCAAUGAAAACCCAGCUUUAACUAAAUCCGAUGACAGUGUGAAAAGAGAGAAGUUAUCAACCACUGUGAAUGGUGGAUUAGAUUUCACUCCAGCCUUACGAUCAGAUAGUUCUACAUCCACUCCAUUUAAACCGAUACGGAAACAUCUGACUAGCACGCCUUUAAAUAAAGACAAAAACUAUGAUAAAAAUAGCAUAGAGAACAAACAUGACUCAAUAGAAGCUAUUAUGAAAUCUGAAGACGUCACGUCCAUGAAUGAUUCAGCCAUUGAAGACGAUGCUUUUGAGAAUAACAGCAAACCAGAUGAUAAUAGACAAGCCGAGACAUUAGCGACAUCGGUCGAAACUGUGACCUCGGGAGUCGUGACUGGUGAUUUCUCUUUAAGCGGCAAACAUUCAGAUCAGCUGGUCUUGUCAACGUCAUUACCAGGCCCAGAAAUCCAAAGUUAUACCAAAGAUGUUUCAAACAGCCAACAACCACAAUAUGAAAACACCACCACAAAUAAAAACCAGCCAGAAACAACUUCAUCUUUAAGUCGAGAUGAUCAAUCCAGUUUAGAAACCACCAAUGACCUCGUAAGUGUUGAGUCAGAGUUGCCCAAUUCUACAAAGGAUUCAUUUGAUAUUGUGUCGGACCUUAGUACAGAGAAUCUAAUAAGUAGUGACAAUCUGGAAUCAACUCAAGAAACCACUAACCAGACUGAACAACCUGAUAUGUCUGAUAAUAUAGAUGCAGUGAACAGUCCUAGAAAAUUGGAAGAAACAUCCAACAAAGAUGCUGUCAGUGAUUCACCUGAUGAUAUUGAAAGUAUUACAAAACCACCCACGGAUGAACAAGAAUUCAAGGAAAGUAAUAAGCUAGAAGAAUCAGCACCUGAGAUUAUUAUAGAAGGCAACUCCCAGCUGUCUACCCAUGACUCUGUUUUUGAUAACACCAACAAAAAUAACUUUCUGGUUCCAGAGUUAUUAAAUCCCACAUCAGCUGAUAUUGACUCUACACUCGGCGCUGAUAUUGAUGAGUUUUUGAAUGCAUCAUUCAAUAACAGUCCAUUAGAUAAAUCUGUUGAUAAAUCCUUAACAGAUUUCUCUGAAUUAGAUGCGAUUUUGAACAAUAAGUUAGACUUAACAAACUCAAUAGAGGAACAGAAUGAAAGUAAUGUGGAACAUGAAGGGAGAAUUUCUCCUCAUGACAAGAUGAAAACCCCUGAACAAAGGACAAUUUCUCCCAACCUCACAGAAGACAGUGAGUGUAGCCAAGAAGGUAAGUUAGAAAAUAAUGAGUGCAAUCCUCUCCCAAUCCUGAGUGAUAAAAGACUAGAUAUUUGUGACAUAAAAAGUAGUACACCAGUGAAUAAUUAUGGUAGAUACUCUCGAAAGAUUCGGCAGUACGAUCUAAACGAUGACAGUCGAGUAAAUGGUACAUGUAGUCCGGUAGUUAACGUGACCAGUGAAACAAGUAGUUCUCAAUCAGACGAUGACACUUCCUCUACGAGUGGCAGCUCCUAUAUUUGUGAUUAUAGUGUAAAUGAUAUUGAAGAAUGUGAUCAGAUUGAGAAAGUGAAAGUAGACAACAGUAUCAAUGACUACUUAGAAACAGGGUGCAUACCGUUCAGUAUGAAUGAUGAACAAAUACAAUUCGCUAGUGAACUCUACCUCUCAAAAGGAAUGAAUUCCCCGUCAAUAUUUGAACGGACCACAUUGGAAACCAUUCCAGAAGAUGAUUUACCGGCUUCCCCAAAACGUGUUGAGAGAAAUGAUGUGAAAAAUGAGACUCACUUUGAAGAUGUGUUCCCCUCUCAAGAUAAUUUUGAUUUUGAGUGGGAUGAUUUUAUGGGUGAAUCGUUAGUAGGAAGACCUCGUAGUACGGACAUGUCACCUAAACGAGCGUUAGAUUUCAGUGAUUGGAUGGUGGAAGAUGACAAUAUGAGUUUAAAGAGUAAUAGUAGUGCUUUAUCUUAUUCUAAAAAUAUAAAUGGUGUGCGAGGUAGUACCAGAUCUGAUUUUAACAGUGCUGAUUCGUGUGACAAUACAAGUAAUUUGUCGUCUGUGUCUGACAGUGAGGUAAAACGAACACAACCACAAACUAAACCCCGAUCUUAUAUAUCUGAAAUUAUAGCUAAUCGUAGUACAGGCUCUUUAACUUCUAACUUUAAAAAUCACUAUAAUAGUAGCUUCUAUUCUCUAUAUGAUAAUCUCGAUCUAGAUGACUCUACAACUGACGACUUUCUUCAAACAGAUCUCAAUAUUUCCCAUGAAUCUCGUAAUCUACAAUCUGUGCAUGUCUCAAACGGCAGUAAAAACAAAAUGGCUGCCUAUGGAACUAACCAGGUAUUUGAGCCGACGAUAAUGACGACAGAUUUAGAUGAAGAUUUGCCGCCAUUCAAUGAUUUAAUGACAGAUAUCAGUGGUAAUACAACAUCAACUAUUAUUCACAACUCACAACACAGUUUCUAA
This is a messenger RNA of Lottia gigantea (owl limpet), 3810 nucleotides long. RefSeq lists its product as hypothetical. Gene Ontology annotation, biological process: protein phosphorylation. The coding region runs from base 1 to 3810 and encodes 1269 amino acids. The transcript is spliced from 10 exons. Lineage: Eukaryota; Metazoa; Mollusca; Gastropoda; Lottiidae. Gene Ontology annotation, molecular function: protein kinase activity; ATP binding. The record is from RefSeq and is a predicted model, not a curated record.